This is a messenger RNA of Humulus lupulus (European hop), 4367 nucleotides long. RefSeq names its product ARF guanine-nucleotide exchange factor GNL2. Gene Ontology annotation, molecular function: guanyl-nucleotide exchange factor activity. The record is from RefSeq and is a predicted model, not a curated record. Gene Ontology annotation, biological process: regulation of ARF protein signal transduction. Bases 145 to 4275 code for a protein of 1376 amino acids. The transcript has 2 exons. NCBI's taxonomy places the organism in Eukaryota, Viridiplantae, Streptophyta, Magnoliopsida, Rosales, Cannabaceae.
UUAACUUUUCUACUUACAUUUUUUUCCUUCUCUCACCGAAAAUGACAGUCUGUUUUUAAAAGUUAAUUGAGGACAAUCAACGGUUUUUGCUCUCUCAAGUUUUCCCUCUCUUUAUUUCUUCUGCUUUUUCAAGGUCUUUCACCAAUGGAAAAAGAGAAGGAACUACCCAAAAUCAAGAGGAAAGAAUUAGGCCUCUCUUGCAUGCUCAACACCGAAGUCGGCGCGCUUCUAGCCGUCAUCCGUCGGCCGUCUGAUCCCAAUUCCCACUACCUUGGAUCCCCGGAGGAGUCCCAAGACAAUGGCAUUCUCCAAUCAUUAAAAUCCCUGCGAGCUCUCAUCUUCAACCCUCAACAACAAUGGUGUACCAUCGACCCUUCGCUCUACCUCUCACCCUUUCUCGACGUAAUCCAGAGUGACGACAUCCCCGCCCCCGCCACUGGUGUUGCCCUCUCCGCCCUCCUUAAAAUCCUCAAGUUUGAAAUUUUCGACGUAAAGACACCCGGUGCGGCUGAGGCCAUCGCUGCCAUCGUUACCACCAUUACCAAUUGUAGGUUAGAGAAAACUGAUCCCAUUUCGGAAGACGCUGUUUUGAUGAAGAUCUUACAAGUUUUAUCGGGGAUCAUGAACCACCCUGCCUCGGCUCUGCUCACUGAUCAGGCUGUAUGUGUACUCGUCAAUACUUGCUUCCAGGUGGUUCAGCAAUCAGCGGGCCGGGGAGAUUUGCUCCAACGGAGCGCCAGAUACACCAUGCACGAGCUUAUCCAGAAAAUCUUCUCCAAAUUGCCUGAAAUUGAGGUUAUCGAAGCUUCUGAAUUCGACAUCGAUGAGGGGGAAGAACUCGGCGGGGAAUUUGAAUCGGGUUAUGGAAUCCGGUGUGCUGUGGACGUGUUUCACUUCUUAUGCUCUUUGCUAAAUGUGGUGGAGUUGGUGGAAACAGAAGGAUCUACUAUGCAUACAGCUGAUGAAGAUGUGCAACUUUUUGCUCUGGUUUUGAUCAAUUCUGCGGUGGAGUUAAGCGGUGAUGGAAUUGGGAGACACCCAAAGCUUCUUAGAAUGGUCCAAGAUGACUUGUUCCACCAUUUGAUACAUUAUGGCACUUGUUCCACCCCACUUGUUCUCUCCAUGAUUUGUAGUACAGUCUUGAACACCUAUCAUUUUCUUCGCAGGUUUCUUCGCCUCCAAAUAGAAGCCUUCUUCACUUUUGUGCUUUUAAGAGUUUCGACAACACAAGGAGUUCCGCCCCAACUCCAAGAGGUUUCAAUCGAAGGGAUCAUAAACUUUUGUAGACAGCCAACAUUCAUAAUCGAAGUCUAUGAAAACUACGACUGUGAUCCUCUUUGCCAAAACGUUUUUGAAGAGAUUGGGAAGUUGCUUUGCAAGCAUUCAUUUCCAGUGAGUAGUCCUUUGACCUCUUUAAAGAUCCAAGCAUUUGAAGGACUAAUGAUUAUAAUUCACAACAUCGCAGACAACAUAGAUCGACAAGAUGAUUCCAUCCCUUUCGAGCCUUAUCCAGUUGAAAUUUCAGAGUUCAGACCCUUUUGGGAAGACAAACCCGAAAACGAUACAAUGAAUUGGGUUAACUUUUUAAGAUUUCGAAAAGCUCAGAAGAGAAAAUUAUCUGUCGCUGGGUACCAUUUUAACCGUGAUGAGAAGAAAGGUUUAGAGUACUUACAACUUUCCAAAUUGUCCCCUGAUCCUCAUGAUCCAAAAGCCUUGGCUUUCUUUUUUCGGUACACUCCAGGAUUGGAUAAGAGCUUGGUUGGAGAUUUUCUUGGUGACCCUGAAAUCUUUCACCUUCAAGUUUUGAAAGAAUUCACUGAAACGUUCGAAUUUUCAAGCAUGAUUCUUGAUCAUGCUCUUCGAACUUAUCUUGAGACGUUUCGAUUACCUGGAGAGUCCCAAAAGAUAACCAGAAUCCUUGAAGCAUUUUCUGAUAGAUUUUAUGAACAACAGACUUCAGAUAUUUUUGCAAGCAAAGAUGCAGUUUUUAUUCUUUGUUAUUCUCUUAUAAUGCUCAAUACUGACCAACAUAAUCCCCAAGUGAAGAAGAAGAUGACAGAGGAAGAGUUUAUUAGGAAUAACAGAGCCAUCAAUGGAGGUAAGGAUCUUCCUAAGGAGUAUCUCUCUGAGCUUUUUAACUCCAUCUCAAACAAUGCAAUCACUAUUUUUGGCCAAUCUGGCCAAUCUGUUGAGAUGAAUCCAAGCAGAUGGAUUGAAUUAAUCAACAGGUCCAGAAUUAUUCAACCUUAUAAACUAAGCAGUUUUGAGGAUCAUAGACUGGGGAGAGACAUGUUUGCUAGCAUCGCCGGGCCAUCUGUAGCCACUCUCUGUGCAUUUUUCGAGCAUGCUGACGAAGAAGAGCUCCUGCAUGAAUGUGUUGAAGGUUUAUUUUCCAUAGCAAGAAUAGCUCAGUAUGGACUAGAAGAGACCCUUGAUGAACUUCUUGCUUCUUUCUCCAAAUUCACUACUCUGUUGAACCCUUAUGCUUCCGCUGAAGAAACCCUUUUUGCCUUUAGCCAUGAUUUGAAGCCCAAGAUAGCCACACUUGCAGUUUUCACCAUCGCCAAUAAUUUUGGAAACUCUAUAAGAGGGGGUUGGAAGAACAUUGUUGAUUGUUUGUUGAAGCUCAAAAGGCUUAAGCUCCUUCCCCAAUCUGUCAUCGAGUUUGAUGCUGCUUCUUUCACCACAUCAUCUGAUUCCCAGGCGACAUUUGAACCAGGCCUAAACUUCCCCCCAAAUGAUCCUAAAUUGGCAAGUCAACAACCUUCAGGCGCGGUUAGCCGUUUCUCACAUUUUCUAUCAUUAGAAAGCAUGGAAGAUUCCCUUUCCCUUGGUGUAAGUGAAUUUGAGCAAAAUCUCAAGAUUAUCAAACAAUGUAGAAUUGGAAACAUUUUUAGCAAGACUUCGAACUUGCCAGAAGAUGCUGUAAUCAAUCUUGGGCGUUCUCUAAUCUUCUCAGCUGCUGGGAAAGGGCAAAAGUUUAGUACAUCAGUUGAUGAAGAAGAAACCGUUGGCUUCUGUUGGGAUCUAAUAAUAGCCAUUACAUUGGCGAAUAUAUAUAGGUUUCAAAGUUAUUGGCAUGCUUUCAACGAUCAUCUCCUCGCGGUUGCUCAGUUCCCUACCUUUUCCCCAGUCCCAUUUGCAGAAAAGGGCAUUGUCGGCCUCUUCAAGGUUUGCCUCAAGCUACUUGGAACAUACCAACAAGAAAAAAUCCCCGAGGAGCUCAUUUUCAAGUCUAUUAACUUAAUGUGGAAGCUCGAAAAGGAAAUCCUUGAUACCUGCUGCGAGUUCAUAACGAAGUCUGUAAACAAGAUUUUGAUUGAAUUUCCUGCGAAUUUGAAGACUCAGCUCGGUUGGAAAUCAGUCCUCCACCUGUUAUCAAUUACAGGAAGACAUCCUGAAACUUAUGACCAAGGAGUUGAGACUUUGAUCAUGUUGAUAUCAGAUGGAACUCAUCUUUCAAAGAUGAACUAUACGUAUUGUAUUGACUCUGCUUUCAGUUUUCUUGCCCUCAGAAAUAGUCCACUGGAGAAGAACAUCAAGAUUUUGGACCUUUUGGCAAGCACAGUAAAUCAUUUAGUCCAAUGGUACAAAAGCCAGUGCCUAGAGCUAGCAAGUAACAAUUUUAGCACGACAAGCAACACGAGUAACUCUUCAUUCGAGGACAACUUGAGAGCUCCUAGUUCGUUGAACUUCUUUAUGAGUUUGUUCAUCAAACUAGGCGAAGCCCUAAGAAAAACCAGCUUGGCUCGGCGAGAAGAGAUAAGGAACGCGGCAGUUAUGGCUCUUCAGAAAUGCUUUAUUCUCGCUGAGGAGCUUGAAUUCACACCAAACAACUGCAUUAACUGCUUCAACCUUGUGAUCUUUGCCAUGGUAGAUGAUUUGCACGAGAAGAUGUUCGAGUACUCGAGGAGGGCAAAUGCAGAGAGGGAAACUAGAAGCAUGGAAGGAACUCUAACAAUUGCAAUGGAGCUUUUGACUGAAAUCUUUAUGAAGUUGAUGACACAGAUAUCAAACAGCCCUGGGUUUAGGACGUUUUGGUUGGGAGUUUUGAGAAGAAUGGAUACUUAUAUGAAGGCUGAUUUGGGUGAGUAUGGUCAGUCAAAAUUACCUCAAGUUGUUCCGGACUUGCUAAGAAAGAUGAUUACAGAGAUGAAGGAGAAUGGGAUUUUGGUUCAGAAGGAAGAUGAUGAUCUUUGGGAGAUAACUUAUAUUCAAAUACAAUGGAUUGCUCCAUCGAUCAAAGAUGAGUUAUUUCCUGAAGAAAGUAUUUGAUAGCUAUUAUUAAAUGUAAAGAAAAAAGCCAGUUUGAAUACUAGUUUCUAAUUUCCUUUUAUAUAUGCAUUGUACGAAAAACAAAAAUAAAC